This is a messenger RNA of Vombatus ursinus (common wombat), 4047 nucleotides long. RefSeq names its product phosphatidylcholine translocator ABCB4. The coding region runs from base 97 to 3996 and encodes 1299 amino acids. Gene Ontology annotation, molecular function: ATP binding; ATP hydrolysis activity; ABC-type transporter activity. Gene Ontology annotation, cellular component: membrane. The transcript has 29 exons. Gene Ontology annotation, biological process: transmembrane transport. The record is from RefSeq and is a predicted model, not a curated record. Lineage: Eukaryota; Metazoa; Chordata; Mammalia; Diprotodontia; Vombatidae.
GCCGCGGCGAGCAAAGUCCAGUGCCCUGGGCCUCGGCCGUGUCCGAGGGAGCUGGGUGUUCUCAGAGCGGGACGGACAACUUGGAGGCAGGCUGAGAUGGACCGUGAGGAGGGAAGGAACGGGAUCGCCGGCAGCUCCUCGGGAGCCGAGGGUGCCUUUGAACUAGCCACCACCAGUAACCAACGAGACGGGAAAAAAAUGAAGAAAACUAACAUGAUCAGCCCAUUAACAUUGUUUCGAUAUUCUGAUUGGAAAGAUAAAUUAUUUAUGGUGCUGGGCACCAUCAUGGCCAUUGCUCAUGGUUCAGGUCUCCCGCUUAUGAUGAUAGUAUUUGGAGAAAUGACAGAUAGCUUUGUAAAUACUGCAGGAAACUUUUCUUUCCCAGUAAAUUUUUCUUUGGCGAUGUUAAAUCCAGCCAGAAUUCUGGAGGAAGAAAUGACCAGAUAUGCCUAUUAUUAUUCAGGAUUAGGAGGAGGUGUUCUAAUAGCUGCUUACAUUCAGGUUUCCUUCUGGACCUUAGCUGCUGGCCGGCAAAUUAAAAAAAUUAGGCAAAAGUUUUUUCAUGCUGUUCUACGACAGGAAAUAGGGUGGUUUGAUGUCAAUGACACCACAGAGCUCAACACGAGGCUCACGGAUGACAUCUCCAAAAUCAGUGAAGGAAUUGGUGACAAGGUUGGAAUGUUCUUUCAAGCAGUAGCAACAUUUUUUGCAGGAUUCAUAGUGGGGUUCAUAAGAGGAUGGAAGUUAACCCUUGUGAUAAUGGCCAUCAGCCCUAUCCUGGGACUUUCUACAGCCGUCUGGGCAAAGAUACUGUCUGCAUUUAGUGACAAAGAGUUAGCAGCCUAUGCUAAGGCUGGUGCUGUGGCAGAGGAGGCAUUGUCUGCCAUAAAGACUGUGAUAGCCUUCGGGGGACAAAACAAAGAACUGGAAAGGUAUCAGAGACAUUUAGAAAAUGCCAAAAAGAUUGGAAUAAAGAAAGCUAUUUCAGCAAAUAUUUCUAUGGGCAUUGCCUUCCUGCUAAUAUAUGCAUCCUAUGCAUUGGCUUUCUGGUAUGGAUCUACUCUAGUCAUAUCCAAGGAAUAUACUAUUGGAAAUGCACUUACAGUCUUUUUUUCAAUAUUAAUAGGAGCUUUCAGUGUCGGGCAGGCUGCACCAUGCAUUGAUUCAUUUGCUAAUGCAAGAGGAGCAGCUUAUGCAGUCUUUGAUAUUAUUGAUAACAAUCCUAAAAUUGACAGUUUUUCUGAGGCUGGCCAUAAACCGGACCACAUCAAGGGGAAUCUGGAGUUCAGAAACGUUCACUUCUCUUAUCCUUCCCGAGCUGAUGUCAAGAUUUUAAAGGGCCUCAACCUCAAGGUUAACAGUGGACAAACAGUAGCCUUGGUUGGUAACAGUGGCUGUGGGAAAAGUACAACUGUUCAGUUGAUACAGAGACUGUAUGACCCUCUGGAAGGCACGAUCAGCAUUGAUGGGCAAGAUAUUCGAACUCUAAAUGUGAGGUAUCUGAGGGAAAUAAUCGGAGUCGUGAGUCAGGAACCGGUGCUGUUUGCCACCACAAUUGCUGAAAACAUUCGCUAUGGCAGGGAAGACGCCACGAUGGAUGAGGUCAAGAAAGCCGUCAAAGAUGCCAAUGCCUAUGAGUUCAUCAUGAAACUACCAGAGAAAUUUGACACUCUGGUUGGAGAAAGAGGGGCCCAGCUGAGUGGCGGUCAGAAGCAGAGGAUAGCAAUUGCUCGAGCUCUCAUUCGGAAUCCUAAGAUCCUUCUGCUUGAUGAGGCCACCUCAGCCUUGGAUACCGAGAGUGAAUUUGAGGUACAAGCAGCUCUGGAUAAGGCAAGAGAAGGUCGAACUACCAUUGUGAUAGCUCAUCGUCUGUCUACAAUCCGAAACGCAGAUGUCAUAGCCGGUUUUGAGGAUGGGGUCAUUACAGAACAAGGAAGCCACAGUGAGCUGAUGAAAAGGGAAGGGGUUUACUUCAAACUUGUUAACAUGCAGACAUCAGGAUAUCAGAUUCAGUCAGAAGAAUUUGAAGUUGAAUUAAAAGAUGAGAACAUAUCUGGGAUGGCACCAAAUGGCCUGAAAUCACGACUUUUUAGGAAUUCCACACACAAAAGUUUUAGAAAUUCACGAAAGCAUCAGAAUAGCUUUGAUGUGGCUCCAGAAGAGCUUGACCCAGACGUGCCACCAGUAUCUUUUCUCAAAGUCCUGAAGCUGAAUAAAACAGAAUGGCCUUACUUUGUGGUGGGAACCCUCUGUGCCAUUGUCAAUGGGGCCUUACAGCCAGCAUUUUCCAUAAUAUUUUCAGAGAUGUUAGCAAUUUUUGGACCAGGGGAUGAUGAAGUGAAACAACAGAAGUGCGAUAUGUUCUCCUUGCUGUUUUUAGGGCUUGGAAUUCUUUCUUUCUUUACUUUUUUCCUCCAGGGCUUCACAUUUGGUAAAGCUGGGGAGAUCCUUACAACAAGACUUCGAUUCAUGGCUUUUAAGGCAAUGCUAAGACAGGACAUGAGUUGGUUUGAUGAUCCUAAGAACAGUACUGGUGCACUUUCGACAAGACUUGCAACUGAUGCUUCCCAAGUCCAAGGAGCCACAGGUAGCAGGCUGGCUUUGAUUGCUCAGAACACAGCAAACCUUGGGACUGGGAUAAUCAUAUCAUUUGUAUACGGUUGGCAAUUAACCCUUUUGCUAUUAUCAGUUGUUCCAAUCAUUGCUGUAUCAGGAAUCGUUGAAAUGAAAAUGUUGGCUGGAAAUGCUAAAAGAGACAAGAAGGAAAUAGAAGUUGCUGGAAAGAUUGCAACAGAGGCAAUAGACAACAUAAGGACAGUUGUGUCCUUGACCCAAGAAAGGAAAUUUGAAUCAAUGUAUGGAGAAAAUUUGAAUGGGCCCUACAGAAAUUCUGUGCGGAAAGCCCACAUCUAUGGAAUCACUUUUAGCAUUUCCCAGGCCUUUAUGUAUUUUUCUUAUGCUGGUUGUUUUCGAUUUGGUGCUUAUCUAGUAGUGAAUGGACACAUGCGUUUUCGAGAUGUUAUUCUGGUAUUUUCCGCCAUUGUUUUUGGGGCCAUGGCCUUAGGACACGCUAGUUCAUUUGCUCCAGACUAUGCUAAAGCCAAGUUGUCAGCAGCCCACUUAUUUAUGUUGUUCGAAAGAGAGCCUCUCAUAGACAGCUACAGUGAAGCAGGACUGAAGCCUGAUGGUUUGGAAGAAAGGGAUGCGUGGCCUAGAGAAGACGUAGGGAGGGGGAACGCUAAGUUUGAAGGGAAUGUGUCAUUUAAUGAAGUUGUGUUCAACUACCCUACCCGGCCAAAUGUCCCCGUGCUCCAAGGCCUGACCCUGGAGGUGAAGAAGGGUCAGACCCUGGCUCUUGUGGGCAGCAGUGGUUGUGGGAAGAGUACUGUGGUGCAACUUCUCGAGAGGUUCUAUGAUCCCCUGGCUGGACAGGUGCUUCUGGAUGGUCAAGAAACCAAGAAGCUUAAUGUCCAGUGGCUCCGGGCUCAGCUUGGCAUCGUGUCCCAGGAGCCCAUUUUGUUCGACUACAGCAUUGCAGAGAACAUCGCCUAUGGAAACAACAGCCGGCUGGUAUCACAGGAAGAGAUUGUGAACGCAGCCAAGGCUGCUAACAUCCAUCCUUUCAUUGAAACACUGCCUGAAAAAUAUGAAACCAGGGUGGGAGACAAAGGAACUCAGCUCUCCGGGGGUCAGAAACAGCGCAUUGCUAUCGCUCGAGCCCUCAUCAGAAACCCUCAGAUCCUGCUGUUGGAUGAAGCCACUUCAGCCCUGGAUACAGAAAGUGAAAAGAUUGUUCAGGAAGCCCUGGACAAGGCCAGAGAAGGUCGAACCUGUAUUGUGAUUGCUCACCGCCUCUCCACCAUCCAGAAUGCGGACCUUAUUGUUGUGUUGCAGAAUGGCAAGGUCAAAGAACGAGGGACACACCAACAGCUGCUAGCUCAGAAAGGCAUCUACUUUUCAUUGGUCAACGUUCAGACUGGGACACAGAACUUAUGAACUCUUGUUAUUUUCCACUUCUUAGAAAUAAACAUACAUACUAUUUCACUA